GCCCAAGAAUACGAAGCCAUCGCCCAAAUUAGGUCCGCAUUUGAGGCCGAAUUCAAAUGCAAUCCCGACUUAUACCACAAGUCAGACGUGGAUCGGGUGUUGGAAAACGACUGGACUGUCCACCGAUUCCUGUUGGCGGGCGACGGCACUGCGAGCGCCGGACUCACGCGACUCAUGAAUGCCAUGAAAUGGCGCAAAGAGUGGGCCAUACAUGAGAUGUCGGAAACGGAUUUCCCCAAACAGUUCUACCAAAUGAUGCGCUUCGGGAGGGCCCGCAACGGGUCGACAAUCGUGUUAACCCGCGCGCAGUUUUAUAUACCCCUUAACGAGUGGCGAGAAUUGUUUAAGAAGUUCUUCGUAUUUGUUUUGGAGACACUGGAUCGACAAAAUACCGGCGCCGGCAUUACUGUCGUAUUAGAUCUCAGAGAUUGUCGUCUAUUUAAUGUGGACUUUGAUUUCGUAUGGUUUGUGAAACCGAUUCAAAGCAAAUACUAUCCGUUUCUGUUGAGACAACAACUCAAUUGUGACAUUCCGUGGAUUCUUAGCUCUGUCUCGCAAUUCAUUUUGUCAUUAAUGCCCCAAAAGACCAGAAAACUCAUGCAUUUUAUCAAACUUUGCGAACUCAGCGAUCAUGUGAUGGAAGAGUACAUUCCCGUCUAUAUGGGCGGCACUGGUGUUAGAAAUUAUUCAUGGAUUCCCGACACGUGUACCGGUGUUGAGGAGUUGGCUAAAAGUCUGGAUCUGUCGGAGAAGAAUCUCAAGAAACUUGUUUGGCACGACGCAAACGAGGCCUGUCUGUCCAACAACGCCAAUCUGGUCUCCAUUCACAACCCAACCGAUAAUUUUGUGUUAUCUCAUCGGCCGAGACUUGGUUACACUUACAACACAGUCUACUGGAUAGGUCUCAACAGUUUGGUCGAGAGGGGUAUCUACAAGUGGUCCGACAAUAAACCAAAUGAAUACUCAAAUAUGGCUAAUACCAACUCUCAAGGACAACCAUUGGACCCUGAUGUUCGCUUUCAAGGUCGUUGUGUAUCCAUAAGAAGUGUAUUGAACACGACGUCAGUUAUACCUAAAGAUGUGGGAAAAUGGUUUAAAGAUGACUGCAAUCUCGUUCACUCAUUCAUCUGCGGCCGACCUGUUAAUGAAGUAGUCGUUCCGCCCACACCUCCACCUAAAGGCAACUGUCCUAAAGAUUGGUAUCAAUACGCGGACAACAAAUGCAUGAAAUACAUGAACAAAUCGAUGACAUUCAGUGAUGGUAGGGCUCAGUGUCUCAGUUUGAAGGCAGAGAUGGUGUCCAUUCACUCACAGGAGGAACAGGACUUUAUUAGUGCUAUGCUUUAUGGGAAAACACAGCCAUAUAUUGGAUUCAAAAAGGAUGCCUCAACUCUAAUAGGAAUGUGUGUCACUAUCGAGAAGCAACGGCACGUGGAGGACGAGUACAUGUGA
Messenger RNA from Oppiella nova, 1452 nucleotides. The record is from the annotation of a GenBank genome assembly. NCBI's taxonomy places the organism in Eukaryota, Metazoa, Arthropoda, Arachnida, Sarcoptiformes, Oppiidae.